Messenger RNA from Oryzias latipes (Japanese medaka), 5377 nucleotides. RefSeq names its product protein phosphatase 1, regulatory subunit 3F (gene ppp1r3f). Gene Ontology annotation, molecular function: protein phosphatase 1 binding; glycogen binding. Lineage: Eukaryota; Metazoa; Chordata; Actinopteri; Beloniformes; Adrianichthyidae. Gene Ontology annotation, cellular component: protein phosphatase type 1 complex. The record is from RefSeq and is a predicted model, not a curated record. Gene Ontology annotation, biological process: regulation of glycogen biosynthetic process.
AAUGGAACCAACCUGGAUGAAUGAGAGUCUUCAUAGACAGAAAUAGGAACUAUUAGUUUGAAAUUACCCCCCCAAAGAUAAAUGAUAAACCAGGCGCGUUUCCAAUUAUCGCCAGUAGAGGGUGUACGUGAAACUGGGGGCUGGAUUAUACCAAUUUAUAAACAGAUUUGGGUCACACAAACCCUACUGGUCGGAGCUAAUUUUAGACGCUGCUGCUGCUUUCGCGAGAAGUCAUGAAAACCAGGGGGAUGCAGAGUUACCAGGGCUGACAGCGGAGUCGGCUUUUCCAUUUGUGACAUUCAACGCCGCACGCUGACUCAGGCGCCGUGCGUUUUUACGCAGGAGAGACGGACGCUGGAUCAUCGACGUGUCGCUGACCACCGCUGCGCGCACCACGAAUAUUUGAUAUAGUGUUUUUGGAGACGCGCUGCGCUUGUCCAUGUCUGCAAAACAUGUCUUUCUUGAGCCUACCGAGCCAAGAUGGCCUUUUUACGGCGAUUAAAGCAGGCAAGUCAGCCGCGGGGGCAGAGGCUCGGUCACCCACGGACGCAGGGGACGGCAAUAACGAGGAGGAAGACGUUGAAGACGAUGACGAGGAGGACUUCCGGCUCAUCCCCAGGUGUUCCCCUGUGCCCCGAAAGCGUGGGGCGUCCAUCUACGAGGAGACCGCCGAGUACAUGCGGAUCCACUUUGCGCUGGCUGCGGGAAAGAGGGUGUCGUUUGCGGACACAACAGGUGGGGAUCUGGUGGACGUGCGGGAAUUUGUUGCCUUUGAUUCCGACGACGAAUCGGACAGUGCAAAGUGGGAGCAUGAGCAAGCAAAGUACCGGAAGCCACACCGGGAGCCCACCUACAGCCUGCACCCGGAGUUUCAGACCCCCUCGCACGGAGCCCUUCUCCACGUUGUGCGCAAAAACAAAGUGGAAGUUGAGCAUAUAGCCCCUUCAGAAGAUGACCCCCUCGCCUUUCGCGGUGUUAUUCGCGUCCUUAACGUCUCCUUCCACAAAGCAGUGUACAUUAGAUCAACCAUGGACGAUUGGGCCACUUACUUUGACCACCCAGCAGAGUAUGUGCAGGGAUCCCACAAUGAAGACACCGACCAGUUCUCCUUCAAGUUGUGUUUUGCGCCACCUUUCACCAACCAUGGUUCUCGCAUUGAGUUUGUCGUGCGCUACGAAACGGCAGAGGGGGAUUUCUGGGCUAAUAACUCUUCCCUGAAUUAUGGGGUAACGCUGCUCUUGUCCUAUCAUCAGGAUGAACCAGCUGCAGCAAACACUGAAGAGCAGCAGAUACGAAGUAUCCUGAAACCUCCCAAAGCCUACAGUGAUGAACCACAGUCUGAUGAAGAGCAGGACAGAGAAGAAGAGGAAGCAAGAAUCUUCAGGACAGAGAUCGCCAGGCCUAUAGCUGUAUGUCCAGUCAUCAUACAGCCAGACAUUGAUGUAGAGGCUGCAUCCCUCAUUUCUUCCAACCACGACUCUUCAUCUGUUGGUGACCACUCAUCCACUGUGAUUGCGUCGCCAGCGGAACCGUUUUCUUGCAUGUCUUCUGAAACCACUCCUCAAUCAAAUUCAGUCUCUGCGCACCGCGCCACCAAAUCUGUCCAGCCAAAAAAGUCACAGCCUUUACCCAGACUCCACUGGGAUUUGGGGGAGCAAAUAUCAGAGCAGUCCGCACCCAGUCAUCCCUCUGCACUGCUGCCCACCUCAUCCUCCACACUUCGAGACUCCAGGCAAAUAUCAGAACACUUCCAGGCUGAAAAUGGGGGGGUAUCUGCCCCCUGCACACAUCCUCCAGCCACAGAAAGGAAUUUGUUGUCAUCAAUAGAAGAGGAGGAAACUGAACUGCCUGCUGAGUGUGCCUCGACUCACAGUGUGACUCGAGUCUCUGAGCAAGAGGUCACGUUGAGUUUCAGUGAUCUUGCUAAAAGGCAUGCAGAUGACUCUGCAGAGCAUGUAGGCAGCGGGGCUGCGUGUUUGUCCUCGAUGGCAGAUAGUCGGGUGUCUGUGGGAGCAGAGGAAGAAGCUCCAGCACUCGUUAAGUUUACAGAAAACCCUUCAGUAAACAGAGGCCUUACUGAGGUGAGUUCGAACAAAGCUGCUCUGCCUUUGUCAACCUGGGAAGAGGAGGAAGGUGUUCCAGUUAUUUACCCUAAAACAACACUUAAAGAUAACCCAAACAUCCUGGCAGAAGUGUCUGGGCUUCAAUGUGAGAGUGCAAUGAAUCUGAUGCCAUGCAUUUUUUUUCUUAGUGGAGUUAUCUCCUUCUCAGUCAUGAUGCAGACACCCACUGCCCUCUUCUUCAUUGGACUGUUUCUGAUUUUGCACCACCUGUGACCUUUUUCUUUUUUUUCCCAAAGGUCUAUUCUCAUAAUUCCUUUAGGAUACAGUGCCUUCUAUGAUCCCAGAAUAAGCCAAGUAGAAACAGAAACUCAUGUUUCUUCACUGGUGUAGCUUAUACAUGCAAUAUGUAAUGCAAGAAAAGAAAUUAUUUAAAAAAUGCGUGAAAUAUUUUUCAAAUGAUGCAAUAGCUCUGUAAUUUAGUUAGCUCUGUUUAUUCACCAAAAUCCUGUGUCGGUACUACAAUGCACUUUAGUGACUGCCGUCAAUUGAAACUGACUGGAAAAAGCUGGAUGUAGCGACUUGGUUGAGGAAGUACCUUAGAGUAGAGGUUAUUAGUGUUAGAUGUAAUUGGAUCUGGCUGGGAAACUAAAGCCCAAUUAAAAACAAAACAACAAAAAAAACUGAACAGCAGCAAUACUUUUUAAAUCAGAUAAGUAUUUGUAUGAUCUACUAAUCUAGUCUUGGAUUUAGUCAUUAGUCAUUUAAAUUUUCAAAAAGUGGAAAGGGCCAAAAACAUUUUAGCAAUAUGUAAAGGCAAAUCCAAAUUCAACAUUGUGGCUGUUAGAACUUCUGGUUUAAUUGUAUAAAGAUGUAUUUUCCUAGAAAACCAAAUAUUUAACUUUUGUUUUUAGCUUAAAUACGCAGGUUUUUCUAAGCGUUUGUUAAUAAAUUACCUCAUCUAAAGUUUACAAAUUUUAAUAAUGAAGUAUGGAAGCACUACUCUUCCUGUUAUUCAUGUAAUCCUAAAUGUCAAAAUUCACAGCAGGCUCAACAAAGCACUGCAUGAAAUGAAACAGGGUUUCAAUUCCAUAAGGAAAAAAGAAGUUAUCAAACAAUACUCAAUGUAUUUUAAAAGUUCUUGUUUUCUGAAGCUAAUUGAGGUUUUGAUGAGCGAAAUAAUUUUUCAUUCCAUUUUUAUAUUAAAAUCUACCCACACACAGAGAAUUUAGCAGACUCCUCUUCCCCUUAAGUUUGCUGAUGAAUUCUAAUUUAUAGAAAAAGUCUAGGGUUUGUUUUAUGACUUUCAUCUAUAAAGACAUAAGUCAAAGACAAAUACUAUACUGCAAAUUCUCAUUUAGGUGAGAUGUCUAUCAGGGAACUAUGUUUAUUACUACUUGCUAAUAAAAAAUGAUGUGGCCAUAUGCAAAAGUCCAAGCAGCUGUCAUAAAAUACUAUUUCAUAUAUUUUCAAAAAUGAUAAGGAUAUUAAAUAAGAAAAAAUACACCUCCAAAUAAAAUAUAAAAACAUGAUGUAUAAUUGUAUUACAGCAAAAAACAUAGAAAUACACUUGACAAUUGACUCAUUUAUUGAUUAAUGUAGAAAAAAAAUGCACAGAUGUUUUCUUUUUCUGACUAGCUAGCAGCUUGCCUGAUGAACUCAAAUGUUUUUUUUAUGAUUUCUUUAUUCAAACGGGUGUCUAUUCAGGGCUAAAAUUCAAUCUUCCUCUCUUUCGGCUUCUCCCAUCAGGGGUCGCCACAGCGAACAAGUCGCAUGGUAAACUUGGCAAUGUUUUACGCCGGAUGCCCUUCCUGACGCAACCUUCUCAAACCGGGCUUGGAACCGGCAGAGGUAGAGAAGGGAACAGGGAGCAGCCCAGAGUUGAACCCUGGUUUCACGGACGGAAGGUGCCGCAAACCAGCACGAGCUAAACCGGCUCCCAGGGCUAAAAUUCAAUAGUUUGCUUUAAACAACAUGAAGAACCUGGAGUUAGAAAUUCAUGACUUAAAUUAUUGUCCCUCUUAAGUGUAAAUUAGAUGUCAAAUCUGUUUUACUGAAAAUUAGUUUUGAAUUACUUUUGUUAGCAUUAACUUUAAGCCUUUGACAUUACCUUUGACCUUUAGCAUCAACAAAAAUCUGCCAAAUGGUAUUCUUCAAAUAGUCUUUACAUGCAGCAUCCCAGUGGUUACAUCUAGCUUUGGUUUAAAUUGUCUAUAGAUGAAGCACAUUGAUGUGAACUUCACCGAAGAGCAGCAAGCACAAUAUUAUGUCUGACUUUAUUCAAAUAAACUGUUUGGAAAAAAAAAUAUAGCAAGCAAUGUAGCAAGCUUUGAAAAGACUGCAAGUUAAAUUGUAUAAAUGAAUCAAAUCUCAGUGCUUUAUAGCCUGUUGAUAUUUAUGAUUAGUGUUUUCAUGUGUUUCAGGCCAGUAAAUGUUGUUGCACAUCUCAAAAUAACACUUCAGAUUAAGUGUGAAAUGUUUUUAAUGUUGGAAGUUUUCUGCUGUGUUUAAACAUUAAAAACAGUCAUCCUCUGUGGAAAAUGUGUCUUUACAAAUUUGAAUCUACAAGAUUCUAAAUAGAGUUUCUGUUUCAUGCACAGUCAUGACUCACGUGCAGCAAAAAUAUUUGGCGUUCACCUAAAUGCUUUUAAAAUAGGAUUAGAGCCUUUAGCUUCUCUGUGACUGGAGUGUAAACAGAUUUGAUUGAAAUGGAAAGACAGAGUGCAACAUGAGCUGAAGAAGGAAGCCAAGGGUCAUACAUUGCAUUGAAGUCAUGGUGUAAGGCAGUGCAAGCUCAUCAUAGUUGUCUGGCAACGGCAGCAUACGGGGAACUAAAAACUCUGUGGGAGUUGUAAUACAAAUUCUUUAUUAAAAAUAUUUUAACCUAUUUUCACAUUUAAAAGAAAUGUAUGCCGUUGCUUUGAUCUAGUUUAACCUUCCAAGAUGGGCUUUGGAUGUCCAGGUCAUCUUGACUUCAGUCAUAUUUUGUGGUCAUUAAAGAUCCACUUGUCUAUGAAUCAUCCAUGAUGGACUUAGACUUACUGUUGGUGAAAAUAAAAUAAAAUAAAAAGAAAGGCAUAGAAGAUUAAACAAUAUUCUUUAUAGAGGGAUAAGUUAGUUAGUCCAUCAGGAGUGGAGCUACAGGGGGCCAGCUAACCCCUCCAGCAAAAAGCUGUUUUUUUAGUCAAUAUUUGUGUCAUUUCUGACAAAGAUUAAGAAUUCAUCAGUUCAAGCUUCUUAACGCAUCUGAAAUAGCAUCUCAGCCAAAGGAACUGCUGUUUUAACAUUAUUAACAAUAAUAAAACGGUUUAAAUACA